Spirometra erinaceieuropaei is the source of this 2073-nucleotide messenger RNA. The record is from the annotation of a GenBank genome assembly. NCBI's taxonomy places the organism in Eukaryota, Metazoa, Platyhelminthes, Cestoda, Diphyllobothriidea, Diphyllobothriidae.
AUGAGAAGGGAUCUAGGUCCUAUCGACUGGGCAUCCACUCUAUCCGGCGAUGUCGAAGAGGUUUGGUGUCAGUUCAAAGAGUUAGUCCACAACCUCAUCUCCAACCAUUGCCCAGUCAUGCACAGAAGACUAACAAAUAGAUCCCGCUGGCUGACUCCGUCCUUAAAGAAGGAGGUUAACAAGAAGAGGAAGCUGUGGAAAAGAUCCCUGACUGACCGGACGCCAGAAUCCCUAAGCAGUUAUAAGUCUCAGAGAAAUCGGGUCAAAGUUCUCAUCGCUAGAGAUCGGAAAGCCUUUGAAAAGGAUCUUCUGAACCGUGCCAGGGUUAAUCCCAAAGUCCUCCACAGCUACAUAAGACAGAGCACGCGGAACAAAGCCCCCAUCCCACUGCUGCAAACAGCCGAGGGAAUGGAAAUCUCCGAUGACAAGGAUAAGGCUGAACACCUCUCUCAGUUUUUCCGGUCCGUCGUGACAAGUGAACCUGAUUUUCUCUCCCCCAUUUGUGAAGACGAAGAAAAGCCUACCCUUGAAGCCGUAUUCUUCACCGAAGCAAUUGUUCGGAACGAGUUACUUAAUCUGAAAGAAUCGACCUCCCCAAGCCCGGAUGCAAUCCCCGCAAAGCUGCUGAAGGAGCUAGCUCCAGAAAUGUCCAAGCCAUUAGCCUUGAUCUUCCAAACAUCAUUUCUUACUGGAUGCCUACCCUUUGACUGGAAGUCCGCUACCAUCACUCCGCUUUUUAAGAGCGGAAGUCGUGCGUCUGCGAAUAACUACAGGCCAGUGAGUCUUACCUCUAUCUGUUGCAAAAUCAUGGAGAAGAUCAUUAAGAAGGCCUUGAUGCAGUUCCUCGAGCAGUACCACCUCCUCUCUGAUGCACAACACGGCUUUCGAAGUGGUAGGUCCUGUCUCACGAAUCUGCUCUUUACGCUUGAACGCUGGAUCAAAGCACGCGAUGAAGGUAGUGUGGUGCACGCCAUCUACAUCGACUUCAAAAAGGCCUUCGACAGCGUUCCCCACCAACGUCUCUUGCACAAACUACGCAACGCUGGACUUCGUGGACGUCUUCUUGCAUGGAUCCAGAGCUUUUUGGCUGGACGGUCCCAAAGAAUGCAGGUCGGGCGUCAACAGUCCUCAGUGGUAAGCGUGGUGAAUGGCGUCCCACAGGGCUCAGUCCUAGGUCCCACGUUAUUCCUCGUUUUCAUAAAUGACUGCGUCAAGGACUUAGACUGUGAUACCAUCCUGUUUGCCGACGACAUAAAAUUGUGGAAAGUUAUUCACAAUGCGGCAGACGCAGACCACCUGCAAGCAAAACUGAACAGGCUCGAAGACUGGUCGAAGCGCUGGCUUAUGCCCUUCAAUAUAAGCAAGUGCAACUUUCUUCAACUAGGCAGCUUCAGAGCCUCCAGCCCUAGGACCUACUUCCUAGAGGGCACACCACUGCAACAGGUAGACAGUCAGAAGGACUUGGGUGUAUGGAUUACAUCUUCACUCAAACCAACACUGCACUGCGCGAAGGCGGCUAAAUCGGCUAUGGCUACACUGCAACUCAUUAAGCGAGCAUUUAUGGGAUUAGAUCCAGACAGCUUUUCAAAAAUAUUUGACACCUACGUGAGGCCUCAUCUAGAAUACGCCAUACAGGCGUGGAGACCUUGGACUGCCAAGGACUAUACCGUUUUGGAGAAGGUCCAGAGACGGGCGACCAAAAUGACACGAGGUCUGGGAGCGCUGUCUUACGAAUCUCGACUGUCAACUCUCAACCUGUUUCCCCUUUCCUACAGGCAAUUACGUGGUGACCUUAUACUUGCAUUUCGCAUUAUCAACGGCCUAGACUGUUGUUUAGAUCCCACUGAUUAUUUAACACAAGCUAACACGCCCAAUUUGCGCGGUCAUCCCCUAAAACUACGCGCCGAGAAAGCAAGAAUCAAUGGGAGAAAGUUCUUUUUCAGUCACAGAGUGGUUGCAGCGUGGAAUGCCCUGCCCACCGAUGUUGCAACCUCCUCCUGUGUGAAUUCCUUUAAGUUUAGACUUGACGCGCAUCAAGCCUCCCGGUUACCAGCCUUGCAUCCACUCACAUAA